Molecule: messenger RNA, 1722 nt
Organism: Osmia lignaria (orchard mason bee)
Lineage: Eukaryota; Metazoa; Arthropoda; Insecta; Hymenoptera; Megachilidae
Gene: O-fut2
Product: O-fucosyltransferase 2
Biological process (GO): protein O-linked glycosylation via fucose
Molecular function (GO): peptide-O-fucosyltransferase activity
Source: RefSeq, a predicted model, not a curated record
UAUUCCCUCUCUGGAACAGGUGUGAUAUAUAACCUAAAAAUGUUAAAUUUCAUGUCCUUCAAGGAGUUAUAUCUUAUAUUAUGUUUUAUUAAUUUCACAUUAAGUACCCUUGAAAAUGGAUUUUGUGAUAAAGCUAACGAAUAUGGAGAGACUGAUAAUAAAUGUAACAUUCAAUCACACUAUUCAAAAAAUCGUUACAUCCUUUAUGACGUUAAUCCCCCAGAAGGAUUCAAUCUAAGAAGAGAUGUUUAUAUUCGCAUUGCAGUUUUCAUAAAAAAUUUACUUAGGCAAGAGAAAGAAUUUAAGUGGCAAUUAGUUUUACCACCAUGGGGUAAUUUAUAUCAUUGGCGAAGUAAACAUAUAGGAAUUCAAACACAAUUGCCCUGGAGCUUAUUUUUUGAUAUUGUUAGUUUACAAAGAUACAUACCAGUUAUUGAAAUGUACCAAUUUUUACAAGAGUAUCCCUCAGAAAAUAAGAUAACACAUCUUGAUGUUACAUAUAUUCUACAAAAUGAUGAAGAUAUGUUCAAAACAGGAAAAUUUGAAGACAAAAAUGAAAUAGUAGAAUGUACUGAUGAAUCUUUAUGGUAUCAUAAAUUAAUAUCCAAUGAAUAUAAUGGAUAUUUUUGGGGCUAUAAUAAUAUAACUUCCAAAGCUGUUGAAUGUAUUAAGUUUCAUGGUAUGGUAUCAAAUCUUAAGCAAAAUAUUAAGCCUAAUAUUUAUAGGUCUGUAAUGUUUGAUCACAUGGAAAUUGCAUUGCAUGAUUUCUAUGGUACAAAGGAAUAUUGGAGAGCUAGAAGAAGUAUGAGAUAUAAUUCUGAGUUAUAUAAUAUUGCAAAUGAAUAUAGAAAAACUUUCUUUAAUUCAACAAAUGAAUAUGAUAACACAGAACUACCAAGUGACUGGACUAAGGAAAAGAGUAGAAGAAAUGCAAUUGGAGGACCAUAUUUAUCAGUUCAUUUGAGAAGACGCGACUUUCUAGUUGGUCGUUCUUCAACGGUACCAACAAUAAAAUCUGCUGCUAUGCAAUUGAAAACAAAGAUAAACAAACUAGGAUUAAACCAUCUGUUUGUUGCUACAGAUGCUACACAACAAGAAUUUAAAGAACUUGAAGGAUAUUUAUCUGAUUACACGGUUUUAAAAUUUAUUCCAUCGGAUUAUGUACUAAAUAAAUUUAAGGAUGGUGGAGUUGCAAUUAUUGAUCAAAUAAUAUGUUCUUAUGCUAGAUACUUUAUAGGAACAUAUGAAUCAACAUUUACAUUUAGGAUACAAGAAGAUAGGGAGAUAAUUGGUUUUCCUACUGAAACAACAUUUAAUCAUUUAUGUAAAGAGGGUAAAGGAUGUAACUCUAAUGGACACUGGGAAAUUGUUUGGUAACAGUUAGUUUGAUAACAUACAAUACAUAAGAUGCUAUGUUCAGUUGACUGAGUUUAGAUGUAAAUUUUACUGUAAGUGAACAUAUAAAUUACAUUGUCUCUCUGUACAGCUAAAUAUCAUUGAUGAUAUUGAUCGUUCUGAUUACACGAUGUUUUUCUUAGCUUAUCGUAGGCUUACCAAUUAAUUCUUGUUCACGACGAACUUCUUGUUCUCGUUGGUGUUCUCUACUCAAGGCCUCUUUCUGUUUUAUUUGUUGCAACCUCAAUGCUCGUUUCUGUAAGAAAAAUAACACCAUACUAAAAAUGUAUAUGAAUUAUAUUAUAAAUUAUAAAUACUUACUUUCAA